AUGACAUCAUCAAGUUAUUUACUUGAUCGUGAAAUUCUUGGUUCAACUCGAAAUAUAAUCGAUGCGCAUUCAAAUGCUCCAUUUUCACAGCAUAAUUCAUAUCGUGGUUCCUAUGGAACAACAAGUCCACUACCAUAUACAACGACAACUACUAGUUAUCAUCACCAUAGUUACGGAAACGGUUCAAAUGAUGUUUGUGAAACAAAAAAAGUUGUAAUCGAUUUUCAAGACCAAAUUCGUUUAUUAAAAAGUGAUCUAGAAAAAAAAGAUGCCUUAAUUCAAGAACUAACAUCAAUCAAAGAUCCUAAUAAACAUGAAAAUUUCGAAGCAUCAAAAUAUGAAGCUUUAGUUGGACAAGAACGAAGCGCAUUUGAAGGUGCGAAACGUGAACUUGAUCAAUAUCGAACAAAAGUCGAAGGAUUAACCUAUGAUUUACGUGAAACAACAUUAAAAUUAGCUGCAAAAGAUGAACGUAUAAAUGAAUUAAAACAUGAAAUUGAUUCAAUUAAAAGAGAAUAUGAUUUAAUUAAUCAGGCUAAUAAUCAAUUACAUAUACGCAUACGUGAACUUGAAACAAAUGUUAAUUCAUAUGAUUCCGUUUCGAAUAAAUCUUCAUUAACGAUAUUAACAUUACAAAAAGAUGGAAAAGAAAAACAAGAACAAAUACUUGAAUUACAAUCACGUGUUAGAACACAUAUGGAAGAACGUGAAGCAAGUGAAAGAAAAACUGAAGCAUUACAGAAAAAAUUACAAGAAUUAUUUUCACAAUUAAAAAUUACAGUUACGGGAGAUUUUGCACAACCAACUCCAGCAUCAUUUGAUAUUCUUAUAACUAAAAUUACUGAAAUUAGUGCUGAAAAUACAACAUUAAGAGGUACAAUAGUUAAAUUAGAAGAUACUGGUCGUUCAUUUGAUAAUGAAACGAAAGCAAAUCGUGCAACAAUUCAACAAAUGGCCAAUCAAUUACAUGUUUAUGAACAAAAUACUGUUAGUCAUCAUUUCGAACUUGAUAAAAUGAAAGCAGAACGUGACACUGCACUUAGUGAAAAAGAAGCCGUAAAAGUUGAACUUGAAACAAUCAAAGCACGUCUUGAUUCUGUACAAAAAGCAUGGCAAAAUACUCGUGGUGAAUUAGAUGCACGUGAAAAUAAAUAUACAUCUCAUGAAUCACAUGUAAAACAAUUAGAAAAUGAUUUACUUUAUGCACGAACAUGUUUUGAUACAUUUAAACAACAAGUUGGACAAUUACUAUCCGAUAAUUAUGUUAAAGUUGAACCAAAAGAAGAUGAAAUAAAAGAAAAAAUUCAUUUAUUAAUGCAAUCAAGCAAAGAUCGUGGAGUUAUAAUAACAAAUUUACAAAAUCAAAAAGAACAAAUAUCAAAACAAUUACAAGAACAAAUUGAUCUUAAUAAAGAUAUUGAAAAAAAACAUCGUCAUACUGAAUCUCAUGCACUUGAAUUAGAACAUCGUGUUAAAAGUCUUGAUAAUGAUUAUACAACAACUGAAGUUUAUCGUGAAAAUCUUAAGCAAGAUAAAGUCAAAUUUCUUCAUUUUCUUGAACGUCUUGGAUCAAUAAUGAAAAUUGAAAAUGUUUCAAAUGAACUUGGUUAUGAACUUAAUCCUGAUGUUCUUUUAACACGUGCUGAACAAUUAAUGAAAUUAGAACGAGAUUCAAUUGUUGAUCAAAAAACAUCGAUUUAUAAUUUACAAAGAAAAAUGAAACAAAUGAAAGAACAAAUGGAAAAUAAAGAUUUACAUUUAGAUUUAUUACGUAAAAAAGUUAUUGCAUUAGAAGAAGGACGUGCAGCUAAAACAGAUUUAGAACGUGAAAUUGAUGAUCAUGUUAUGUUAUCAAGAAAAAUGAAAGUUAAAGUUGAUCAUUUAACACAACAAGUUCAUGAUUUAAAACAUGAAAAUAUACAAUUAAAAGCUCAAAUAACAGAUAUUCAAACACUUAAAAAUCGAAUAAAUGAACAAGAAAAAGAAAUUCGACGUCUUUUAGAUGAUGUUAAUAAAUUACAAAAUGCACGUGAUAAACAAGCUGUUAAAAUUUCAACUUUACAAGAUAAAAUACAUUCAGUUGAUGAUGAAGCUAAUAGAACAUUACUUACAUCAGAUAAUGCUAUGAGAAAUUUAUCGAAUGAAGUAAGAUUUCUUAAAAGUUCAUUGGAACAAAUUACUGAACGAGAACAUCGAUUGCUCGAUUUUCGUUCAUUAAUAGCGCAUAUGCUUGGCUUAGAUUCAAAAUCAUUAUCAAUACCUGAUUAUGAAAUAACAGCUCGUUUAGAACGUCUUCUUGCUAUUAUUCAACCAUCAGUGGCUAUACCUAUGAUUCCAAUUACAUCAUCAACAACAACGACGUCUACUAAUCAUAUACAUCAUCAACAACAACAACAGCAACAAUCUCCAUAUCAUCAUCAUCACCAUCAUCAUCAAAAUAUACAAUCAGCACAUACAAGACAUCGUAGUCCAAGUCCAGGAUCUCAUCGAGCACGAUCACUUUCUCCAUUACAUGUUGGAAUUGAUCCAAGAACCUAUUAA
Messenger RNA from Adineta steineri, 2541 nucleotides. Lineage: Eukaryota; Metazoa; Rotifera; Eurotatoria; Adinetida; Adinetidae. The record is from the annotation of a GenBank genome assembly.